Molecule: messenger RNA, 1779 nt
Organism: Owenia fusiformis
Lineage: Eukaryota; Metazoa; Annelida; Polychaeta; Sabellida; Oweniidae
Source: the annotation of a GenBank genome assembly
AAAUGAAAAAAAUUCAAGACAUUUCCGUUUUCGCUUUUGACUAAUGUUUCGUCUAAAGGCCAAUAAAGGGGCAUCAUCACAACAAUGUCAUCGGCACUAAGCAACUGAGACAACCUGGAAUAUAGCUGAUGUUGUGCGAAGAAGUGAGCAGAAAGUAUGAGAACUCAUAAAGAACUUUACAACACGCUACUAAAUGCAACAGCAUUCGCAGGUAACAAACAAUGGGAUAUCUUCUUUGAAAUCAUAAAAUCAGAAAACUAUACUCCAAGUAAAGAUGUGAAAGAAGACAUUGACAUCACCCAUCGUGUCCUGAAAAAUGCAGCAAUUCACGCAUCAACAGAAAUCAUAGAAAGGCUUUUCAAACUUGGAUUUGAUCCUAAGGUAAAGUCUAAAGAUGGACACUGCCCAAGUUAUGUUUUGGAGGGUAUCUAUAAUAACAAUGAAGAUGUUGUGUGGGUGUUUAUUAAACAUGGGGCUGAUGUUAAUCAAGUAGACUCUCUUGGAUGCACUGCCCUACAGUAUGCAGUGACGCAUAUUCAUCACAAAAAUACAGUAAAGAAGUUACUUGAUUUUGGUGCAAAUCCAAAUGUGAGGGAUUUGAGUAGUGGUGUUUACCCCAUACAUAAUGCCUCAAGAUAUCAUUUCCCCGAUGUGUUUGUAAAGCUAGUACAACAUGGGGCAAGUUUGGAUGUAACGGAUAAUGAUGGAAUAACACCAUUAAUGUACUUUGCAUCACAAUUACCAACAUUUGAUAAAGAAUCAAGUAUGAAAAUAGCAGAUGAAAUAAUAAAAAGAGGAUGUGAUGUUAACCAGAAAAGUAAGUCGGAAAAAACGGCACUUCAUUUCGCGGCAAGCAUGGGCUUCAUUGAUUGUGUGAAAUUUCUCUUAAAGCAUGAUGCUCUAAUUGACCUUCAGGAUUCAUCGGGAAAUACAGCUUUAAUUAACGCAACAUUAGAAUGCCACAUGGACAUUGUAAAAUUGCUUCUACAACAUGGUGCUAAUCCUGAUAUCCUAAAUGGUGAACAAAAGACAGCACUAAUGGUCGCAAUCUGCACAUUUAAAUCCUGGCACCAUUCACCGUAUGCAAUGCUAUUAGACCUCAUCAAAGGUAAUGCUGAUGUAAAUGUCAAUGCCAAAAAUUGUCUGUGGCCUGAUCCAGACCCACAUCUUCCACUAGAGGUCGCUGUAAAGAUUAACCUCCCAGAUGUUGCUAGGUUGCUUAUAGAGGGGGGUUGUGAUUUGAAUGUUGCAAGUAACUGGCUAGACUCUGCUACACCUAAACGAUUCAUACCAAAGUUGUUGAUUAACGAUGUAGAAUUGUUUACAGUACUAAAACAGUAUUACCAUACACCAAGAUCCCUUGCAGAUAUAACACGUCUUAAAAUACGACAGUUUCUCGGAUACAAAACAAAGUCAAAAAUAAGUCAACUACCAUUACCACAUCCUUUGUUAGAGUUUCUCAACUUUGAUGAGUUGGAUGAACUGACAGAUAUGCUACUUGAGAAAUAUCACAACACUGCGAAAAAACAUUGUUGAUGUGGGAUAUUGUAGUUUUUUAAAUUUAUUUUCAUCUGAUCACAUGUUUAUGAGAGGUCAAUGAGAUAUUAUAUAAUGGAAGUCAGGCCUUUUUGUAUGCUUUUAUUAUUAAUUGUAUUGUGAGCCUGCAUUUAUUGUAAACCAGCUUUUAUCGUGAACCAGCUUUUUAUUGUGAACCAACAUUUAUUAUCCAUUGAACAUAGUUCAGGGGGAUACAGAGAAUGCCUUCAAUGCCCUCCAUAC